Messenger RNA from Brettanomyces nanus, 729 nucleotides. RefSeq names its product peroxiredoxin 1 (gene PRX1). The record is from RefSeq and is a predicted model, not a curated record. Gene Ontology annotation, molecular function: thioredoxin peroxidase activity. NCBI's taxonomy places the organism in Eukaryota, Fungi, Ascomycota, Pichiomycetes, Pichiales, Pichiaceae. Gene Ontology annotation, biological process: cell redox homeostasis; cellular response to oxidative stress; cellular oxidant detoxification. Bases 1 to 729 code for a protein of 242 amino acids. The transcript is spliced from 2 exons. Gene Ontology annotation, cellular component: cytosol; mitochondrion.
AUGUAUUUACUUUGCGCUAGAAAGCCGAUCACCCGAUCAUCAGUUAGAUUCUUGACUUUCGAUGCUGCCAAACAACCAAGAAUUAGAAUUGGUUCUACGGCUCCAAACUUUGUGGCCCCCAGUACUGUUGGAGACCUUGACUUCUACAAGUACUUAGGCAAUUCAUGGGGUGUGUUGUUCUCACAUCCUGCUGAUUUCACUCCGGUUUGUGCCACAGAAUUGGGCGAAUUUGCCUCUUUAAAGUCUGAAUUCGAUACCAGAAACGUCAAAUUGAUUGGACUAUCGGCUGACGAUUUGACCAAGCACGUAAACUGGGUCAAAGAUAUUCAAGAUAUCUCUUUGGGCGGUAAGAAGUUUAACUUCCCGAUUCUUUCAGACACGAAGAAGGAGGUGGCAUUCUUGUAUGACAUGGUUACUGAAGAGGCAUUCCGGAAUAUUAACAAGGGUCCAAUUGCCACCAUUAGAUCUCUCUUUAUUAUUGAUCCUACCAAAAAGGUCAGAUUGGUGAUGACUUACCCUCCUUCUGUUGGUAGAAAUACCCACGAGGUGUUGAGAGUGAUUGAUUCUUUGCAGACCGGUGACAAAUUGGGUGUUGUCACGGGAGUCAACUGGAAGAAGGGAGAUGAUGUCAUUAUUCCUCCUUCUCUCAGUGAUGAGGCUGCCAAAGAGAAGUUUGGUAACUUUAAGAAGGUUAAACCAUAUUUAAGGUAUGCUUCUACAAAGAAGUGA